CCGGACGCACAUCCCUCGGCCCUCCUUUUACUUUCUCUCUCUUUCUGUGUCUCUCCUCUCUAUUUUCCAUUUUUUCCCAAAAAUUGAUUCUAUUUCCUUUUUUUCUCCACCUACCAUGAUUUUGUUAUAGAAAUAAUAUUACGUACAUCACAUAGAUCUCCAAUCCCAUUUCUUCAUCUCUGCUUCAAUGGUUAACUACUUCCAAUCCAAUGGUUGAAGCAGAUGAGUAAAGGUGCAACAGUCUGCACAAGAAGAUAUCGAGCGGAACAUCUUAAUCCAGAGUUCAUAGAUCGAGGAGUAGAUCGAUUGUUAUGCUUGGAUCUGAGACUGGUAAAGGUUAGGGCCUGCCAUACUCUCUAAACUCAAGGAAUUAAAACCAAGCAGCUGCUACUUUAAUUCAUGAUUUUGGCAUACCAAGAUACUAUCAUUUCGAAUUAGCAAAAUGGCAUCUAGAGGGGGUGCAUGCAAGGAAAUGUUCAUGGCCCAUGUUACAGUUUCUGAUUAUGAUCUAUCAAAUGAAACUAUGGAUCUUGAAGGUCGCCUUUGCAAACCAAAGAAGGUCACCUUUGCAUUGGGUGUCAAGCCAAGAGUGCUUUCAACCAAAGGUGUGCUCGAUCUAUUCCAGUGCCCUGUUUGCUCAUGCUCAAUGUACCCUCCCAUCCUUCAGUGCCCAAAUGGCCACACUCUUUGUUCAAAGUGCAAGAGUAGAGUGAACAAUCGCUGCCCAUCAUGCCGUCAUGAGAUUAACAAUAUACGGUGCCUAGCUUUGGAGAAGAUAGCACAAUCAUUGGAUUUCCCUUGCAGCUACCAGUCUCAAGGUUGCCAUGAAAUAUUCCCCUACCAUGACAGGCUCAGACAUGAACAUCAGUGCAAAUUCCGUCCAUAUAACUGCCCUUAUGCUGGAUCUGAGUGCUCUGUCACUGGAGACAUCUCAACACUCAUGGUCCAUCUCACAAAUGAUCACAAGGUUGAUCUGCACGUUGGGUGCACCUUCAAUCAUCGAUAUGUUAAAUCCAACCCACUUGAGGUUCAAAAUGCAACUUGGAUGCUGACGGUCUUCAGCUGUUUUGACAAGCAUUUCUGCUUGCACUUUGAGGCCUCCCAACUGGGGAACGAGCCCGUAUACAUGGCAUUCCUGCAGUUCAUGGGAGAGGAGGAUGAGGCAAAGGACUUCAGUUAUGACCUAGAGGUAGGUGGGAAUCGCCGGAAACUUACAUGGCAGGGAAUUCCAAGAAGCAUCCGUGAUAGCCACAGGAGGGUUCGUGAUAGCCAUGAUGGGCUGCUCAUCCCAAGGAAUCUGGCACUCUUCUUCUCUGGUGGUGAUCAACAGGAGCUGAAGCUGAGGGUAAUGGGCAGGAUAUGGAAGGAAACUUGAGGCAUGUCAUGCAAAAGACUUUUUGUAGUGAAGUAGAAAACAAAUAUACUUGCUAUGUCAAACUAUGAGAAGUGAAUAUUUUCCCUUCUAAAUUAACAUUUACUUCUGUGAACUUCAAACAAUUCCUCAGGUGUGUUUGUCACAUAGGGAAGCUGAUAAGUUGGUUACAUUUGUAUUAUUUCCUUCGCUUGUGGGAUGUUUCUUGAAUGUGCUCAAGGGAUUAGUAGGUGCUGACACUGCCCUUUGUGGCAAUGUCUGUUCCUUCUCAAUCCGUCAUUAUUUGGACCUCAAGUUACAUUGAAUAAAUUAUCGUGUCCUUUGAUC
Messenger RNA from Elaeis guineensis (African oil palm), 1699 nucleotides. RefSeq names its product E3 ubiquitin-protein ligase SINAT2. Gene Ontology annotation, biological process: multicellular organism development; ubiquitin-dependent protein catabolic process. Gene Ontology annotation, cellular component: cytoplasm. The record is from RefSeq and is a predicted model, not a curated record. Gene Ontology annotation, molecular function: ubiquitin protein ligase activity; zinc ion binding; protein binding. NCBI's taxonomy places the organism in Eukaryota, Viridiplantae, Streptophyta, Magnoliopsida, Arecales, Arecaceae.